Peronospora farinosa is the source of this 840-nucleotide messenger RNA. The record is from the annotation of a GenBank genome assembly. Lineage: Eukaryota; Oomycota; Peronosporomycetes; Peronosporales; Peronosporaceae.
AUGAAUUCUCUCAGCCUCAACAAGCUCUUCGAUGUAAAGGAUAAAAUAGUGGUCAUCACGGGUGGUGGUCGCGGCAUUGGCAAGAUGAUGGCCGACGGUUUCGUGCAAAAUGGAGCUCGAGUGUACAUCGCUUCCCGCGACUUGGAAGCGUGUGCAGCUACCGCCAAGGAGCUCAAUGCCAAAGGUCCGGGACAAUGCAUUCCCCUACGAGCAAAUCUAGUGAGCGAGAGUAGUUGCAAGGAAUUGGCGGAUGAGAUCGCCAAGAAGGAGCGCAGAGUCGACGUGCUUAUCAACAACUCGGGCGUUGCAUGGGGUGGGGACUUUGACCAUCAUCCAGAGUCUGCUUGGAACAAAGUCUUGGCGGUAAAUGUGACGUCACCCUUCCAUCUGACCAAGUUUCUCUUGCCUCUAUUGGACGUCGCUGCAAAGACGUCGGAUGCUGCGCGUGUUAUUAACGUUGGAUCAGUGGCUGGGCUCGUACCGCAGCAGAUCGACACGAUCGCGUACGACACGUCCAAGGCAGCGAUCCACCACAUGACGCGUGUUCUGGCAGCAAAGCUCGCGCGUCGUCCGAACGGCGGCCACAUUCUGGUGAACGCCAUUGCGCCCGGGCUCGUGCCGUCCAAGAUGUCAAAGGGCAUUUCUUUGGCCACGGGUCUGCCCAUGGAUGAUCUUGCUGCGGGGAUCCCGAUCGAGCGACUUGGCCAGGAUUCCGAUAUGGCUGGACUCGCCAUUUUUCUGUCGUCCAAGGCGUCAGGAUGGAUCACUGGUACGGUGAUUGCAUCAGACGGUGGUCAAGUGUGUACUAUGGUGACUGGUGUGGGUCCCGCGAAGCUGUAG